GACAUUUCAACAGUCCUCACGUCUUCACGAUAAGAUACAAAUUAUUUUCCUAAAGUUGAAUGGUAUCAUAACGAAAACGAAACAUUUAUUUAUUUUGUAUUUAUUAAUAAAGUGAAUUAAUUAAAAUGUUUUUGGGAUUGCAAUUAACAAACCAAAUAGUCAAGAGAAUUCCAUUAUGUAGCCGACAUAAUAUUCUCACCUACAAAUCAAUCUCUCGGAAUUUCACAAUAUCACCCAAACAGAGUAGGCCCACUUUCUUACAGUGCAGUAAUUCAUUAAAACUAUCCCAAAUCCAAAAGAACAACAAUCUCGCACAUCAUAUAAGGAACUUCGCCCACAAUAACACAGUAGAAAAGGGAAAUAAAUUGGUUGGAUCAUGGCUCCUAGGAUGCAGUGCGAUGGUGUUCGGAGCGGUGAUACUAGGUGGUGUAACUCGCCUGACCGAAUCUGGUUUGUCAAUGGUAACGUGGAAACUGCUGGGAGAAGAAAGACCCCGAACGGCAAGUGAAUGGGAGGAAGAGUUUAAACGAUACCAACAAUUCCCUGAGUUUAAAAUGAAGAAUCAGAACAUGACACUGGAAGAAUUCAAAUUCAUAUACUUUAUGGAGUAUACUCAUCGCAUGUGGGGUCGAGCCAUUGGUGGCUUCUUCGCCUUGCCAGCCAUCUACUUCUGGACCAAAGGAUACUUUUCCAAAACUAUGAAAAUGCGAGUUCUGCUGUUUGGUGCAUUAAUAGGAGCACAAGGUCUGAUGGGUUGGUAUAUGGUAAAAUCCGGAUUGGAAGAUCGCUUUCAAGAUGUCAACGAUGUACCAAGAGUGUCCCAGUACCGACUAGCUUCGCAUUUAUCGUUUGCUUUUAUACUGUACACACUAUUUUUACAUUCGUCUUUGUCUCAUUUAGUCCCCGCCGAACGUUUGUCUGAAAUCACUCGAGGAGCUGUUAAAUUUCGAAAGUUGGCUCAUAUUACAAAAGGUAUGGUAUUCCUAACGGCAAUAUCUGGAGCAUUUGUAGCUGGUCUAGAUGCCGGUUUGGUUUAUAAUUCAUUUCCAAAGAUGGCCGAUCGUUGGAUACCAGACGACAUCCUAGCACUUUCGCCGAAACUAGUCAAUUUCACUGAAAAUCCAACAACAGUUCAGUUCGACCAUCGAAUGUUGGGAAUCACAACGUUAUCACUAAUUUCCGGACUUUGGUUAUUAUCACGAAGAAGAAGUCUACCAAAGCGAGCUUAUUGGGCUGCCAAUGCCAUAGCAGCAAUGGGUUGGACUCAAGUUGCUCUGGGUGUUACUACGUUGCUUACUUAUGUACCUGUACCAAUAGCUGCCGCACAUCAGUCGGGCUCACUUAUUUUGUUAUCAUUAGCUAUUUGGUUAUCCCAUGAAUUAAAAUUUGUUAAAUAUAUUCCAAAGUAGAUUAUAAUAAAUUGCUAAACCGAUA
Eupeodes corollae is the source of this 1434-nucleotide messenger RNA. Its product is annotated as cytochrome c oxidase assembly protein COX15 homolog. Bases 126 to 1409 code for a protein of 427 amino acids. Gene Ontology annotation, biological process: heme A biosynthetic process. Gene Ontology annotation, cellular component: mitochondrial inner membrane. NCBI's taxonomy places the organism in Eukaryota, Metazoa, Arthropoda, Insecta, Diptera, Syrphidae. The transcript has a single exon. Gene Ontology annotation, molecular function: oxidoreductase activity, acting on NAD(P)H, heme protein as acceptor. The record is from RefSeq and is a predicted model, not a curated record.